Messenger RNA from Rhododendron vialii, 2607 nucleotides. Its product is annotated as adagio protein 1-like. Gene Ontology annotation, molecular function: protein binding. Lineage: Eukaryota; Viridiplantae; Streptophyta; Magnoliopsida; Ericales; Ericaceae. The coding region runs from base 326 to 2164 and encodes 612 amino acids. The record is from RefSeq and is a predicted model, not a curated record. Gene Ontology annotation, biological process: circadian rhythm; response to blue light. The transcript has 2 exons. Gene Ontology annotation, cellular component: nucleus; SCF ubiquitin ligase complex; cytosol.
GGUCUGUGAGCUAGAACUUGGCCAAACUUCGCCAAACCACUUAUUUUCUCUCACAACUCUCUUAUAUCUUCCCCAAGCCCCCAAACCACAACCAACCAAACUACCCAAAAGAGAAAAAGUUAGAGAACCCUAAUCCCUCUCUCCCUCCCUCCCUCUCCCUCUCUGUAUAUUUCUCGCUUUCUUUGUUGAGGUUUGUGCUGAUUUGCUGUGGUGACUAUUAGGGUUUUGUUUCUGCUUUUAGCAACUGCAUACCAAAGGUCAUUUUUUGUUCUCUCUCUGUGUGUUGGAUUUUGGUUUGAGGUUAUGGGUUGAAGAGAAAAUUUUGAUGGAGUGGGACAGCGGUUCUGAUCUGAGCGGCGACGAGGAAGGAGGAGGAGGAUUUCUGUUGAACGAUGGGGGCCCCUUUCCAUUUCCUCUCACUAAUUUGCUCCAACCAGCGCCUUGUGGAUUCGUGGUCUCCGAUGCUUUAGAACCGGACCAUCCGAUUAUAUAUGUCAAUUCCGUCUUCGAGAUGGUCACCGGGUAUCGAGCCGAAGAGGUCCUCGGCCGGAAUUGUCGUUUCUUGCAAUGCAGAGGCCCAUUUGCAAAAAGAAGGCACCCGCUGGUGGAUUCUACUGUAGUUUCAGAAAUAAGAAGAUGCCUUGAAGAUGGUGUUGAAUUCCAAGGCGAUUUGUUAAAUUUUAGGAAAGAUGGAUCUCCAGUGAUGAAUAGGUUGCGGUUGACACCUAUAUGUGGAGAUGAUGAUGCAAUUACUCAUUUUAUUGGUAUCCAGUUCUAUACUGAAGCAAAUCUUGAUCUGGGUCCACUUCCUGGAUCUUCAGCAAAGGAGUCAGCAAGAAUAUCUAACCGUUUCCAUUCCAGUCUUUCCUCCUGGCAGCCAAGUAUAGAUGGGAACCGAAGUAUUACUCGAGGGGCUUGUGGAAUUCUGCAAUUGAGUGAUGAGGUCCUUUCUCUCAAGAUUCUUUCGCGGUUGACUCCAAGAGAUAUUGCAUCUGUGGGAUCCGUUUGCCGGCAACUCUAUGAGAUAACAAAGAAUGAGGACCUUUGGAGAAUGGUCUGUCAAAAUGCUUGGGGCAGAGAAACAACUAGAGUUUUAGAGACGGUUCCAGGAGCGAAGAGACUUGGGUGGGGUCGACUGGCAAGGGAACUCACCACUCUUGAAGCAGCAGCAUGGAGGAAGCUUACUGUUGGUGGCGCUGUCGAACCUUCUCGUUGCAAUUUCAGUGCAUGUGCAGUUGGGAAUAGGGUGGUUCUUUUUGGCGGAGAGGGUGUCAACAUGCAGCCAAUGAACGAUACCUUUGUAUUGGACUUAAACUCUAGCAAACCAGAGUGGCAACAUGUCAAAGUGGGCUCCCCGCCUCCCGGUCGUUGGGGUCACACGCUUUCUUGUGUCAAUGGAUCUCAUUUAGUUUUAUUCGGCGGCUGUGGAACACAAGGUUUAUUAAAUGACGUCUUUGUACUGGAUCUGGAUGCAAAGCAACCAACUUGGCGUGAAAUCUUCAGCCUCGCCCCUCCACUCCCACGAUCAUGGCAUAGCUCCUGCACUCUUGACGGGACAAAGCUGAUUGUUUCGGGUGGCUGUGCGGAUUCCGGAGUACUCCUUAGUGACACGUUUCUGCUCGAUCUCUCAAUGGAGAAGCCCAUCUGGAGGGAGAUACCAGUCACAUGGACUCCACCUUCUCGUUUGGGUCACACUCUAUCCGUUUACGGCGGUAGGAAGAUUCUGAUGUUUGGUGGUCUGGCUAAGAGCGGGCCACUCCGGUUCCGGUCGAGUGAUGUCUUCACUAUGGAUCUGAGUGAGGAUGAACCUUGUUGGAGAUGUGUGACUGGGAGCGGAAUGCCUGGUGCUGGAAAUCCAGGUGGCAUAGCUCCUCCUCCCAGGCUUGAUCAUGUGGCUGUGAGCCUUCCAGGGGGAAGAAUACUGGUGUUUGGUGGGUCCGUGGCGGGUCUUCACUCGGCCUCACAGCUUUAUAUCCUGGACCCAACUGAUGAGAAGCCUACGUGGAGGAUAUUAAACGUGCCUGGGCGACCUCCGCGAUUUGCUUGGGGACACAGUACAUGCGUUGUUGGAGGGACAAGGGCCAUAGUUCUUGGCGGUCAAACAGGAGAGGAGUGGAUGCUAACUGAUCUUCACGAGCUAUCUUUGGCAAGUUCUGUUGUCUGAUUGGGAGAAACGCAAAGCAAGCUUUGGCAAUGAGCAGACAAGGAAUCCCUUGACCUCAGGAAGUGAAACUGCCUCAUUUGUCUAUUGGUGGAGAAUGUGCAUAAUAUGAAGAUGCUCGACAGACCUAGCCGCGGUCCUUGGUGCAUUUUCUUGUGCUAAGGUACUUGUUGCUUGCAAUGAACAUUUCGUUUGAUUUUGUAAGUUAUGUGCAGCUGCUGUACAACAUACUUUGGACAAUCCCGUUUUCUAGUUUGGUAGUGCUUGAAUAGAAUAGUGGGUACAAUACAUGUAGGUUUAGUAUCUGUGUUGUUAGUAUGCAAUCUGUAGAUUGGUGGGUAUAAUAUAUGUAGGUUUAGUUUCUGUAUUGUUGGAGAAAGAAAACAAAAAAGGGAAAACCGUGUUGUCAUAUUGUUGCACAUGGUAACUGCGCAAGCUUUGGCCCA